Molecule: messenger RNA, 1126 nt
Organism: Dichomitus squalens LYAD-421 SS1
Lineage: Eukaryota; Fungi; Basidiomycota; Agaricomycetes; Polyporales; Polyporaceae
Product: arsenical pump-driving ATPase
Exons: 8
Coding region: 82-1059 (325 amino acids)
Biological process (GO): post-translational protein targeting to endoplasmic reticulum membrane
Cellular component (GO): GET complex
Molecular function (GO): ATP binding; ATP hydrolysis activity
Source: RefSeq, a predicted model, not a curated record
ACAUCGACCUCCAUCACUUCCCUCGGGCCCCCUCAUACUUCCCGCCUUCUCGCAUUUCAUUGACCACUAUCUGAAGUCAAAAUGGCCGAGGAAUUGCUUGAUCCUACCUUGCAGAACAUCCUCGAUCAGAAGUCGCUCAAGUGGAUCUUUUGCGGCGGAAAGGGUGGUGUCGGAAAGACCACGACCUCAUGUUCCCUCGCCAUUCAGUUGGCCAGUUGCCGUGAAUCCGUCCUGUUGAUCUCCACGGAUCCCGCCCACAACCUGUCCGAUGCUUUUGGUCAAAAAUUCUCGAAGGAGGCGACGAAGGUCAACGGCUUCGACAACCUCUUCGCGAUGGAGAUCGACCCCACGAGUGCUAUCCAGGAGAUGGUGGAGCAGUCGGAUUCCAAUGGCAUGAUGGGCAGCAUGAUGCAAGACCUCGCGUUCGCGAUCCCGGGUGUGGACGAGGCCAUGAGCUUUGCUGAGAUCAUGAAGCACGUAAAGUCCAUGGAGUACUCGGUCAUUGUCUUCGAUACAGCGCCGACAGGGCACACCCUGCGUUUCCUUUCCUUCCCCACCGUGCUCGAGAAGGCUCUUGGAAAGCUCAGCACACUGAGCGGACGUAUUGGGCCCAUGAUCAGCCAGAUGACGAGUCUCAUGGGCGGUCAGGCCGAUGCGCCCGAAGAUAUGUUCGCCAAGCUGGAGUCCAUGCGUGCUAUCAUUACGGAGGUGAACACACAGUUCAAGGAUCCUGAGAAGACGACCUUUGUCUGUGUCUGUAUCUCCGAGUUUUUGUCACUUUACGAGACAGAGCGUCUAGUACAAGAACUCACCGCGUACGAAAUCGACACCCACAAUAUUGUUGUCAACCAACUGCUCUUCCCCAAGAAGGACUCGAAUUGCGAGCACUGUCAAGUACGGCACAAGAUGCAGCAGAAAUAUCUCAGGGAGGCGCAUGAGCUCUACGAUGAGUUCUUCCACAUCGUCCAGCUCCCUCUGCUCACGGAGGAGGUUCGUGGGCCGGAGAAGCUCAAGCAAUUCAGUAGGAUGCUUGUCGAACCAUACGCUCCCCCACAGUGAACUAGAUGAUAUGGGUUUGCUUUAUUCAGGACAUUGUAAUAUUAUGACAGGCUGCAUCGGAAUCUAC